This is a messenger RNA of Thermothielavioides terrestris NRRL 8126, 1291 nucleotides long. RefSeq lists its product as uncharacterized. Lineage: Eukaryota; Fungi; Ascomycota; Sordariomycetes; Sordariales; Chaetomiaceae. The record is from RefSeq and is a predicted model, not a curated record. The transcript has 2 exons. Bases 239 to 1165 code for a protein of 308 amino acids.
GCAAAACCCCAUUCUGCGAACGGUGCCGGAGUUAAGUCGGAGUUAGCCUGCCGCCUGGACCAGCAGAGAGACUGCGGGCACCCGCCUCGAGGACAAAAGGGGAACUGAGAAUAGGCGCGGGCCGGCCAUGCACUGGUAAUUUUGCCGCAGGUGCAACCCCCCCAACUCCCAGUUGAGAUACGCACUCUUAGUGCCCAGCAAACGACCAUCGCCCACAUACCACAUUCGAGCACCAGCCAUGAGCCAGCUUCUCGUCGUCUUUGGCGCAACCGGCCAGCAAGGAGGCUCGGUCGCCCGCUUCGUUGCCGCCAGUCCGGAGCUCUCCAAGCGGUACAGAAUUCGAGGCGUUACUCGUGACCCGUCCAAAGCCGCCGCCGAUGCGUUGCGUGCCGAGGGAGUCGAGGUCGUCCAGGCCGACAUGGACGACGAGCAAUCGAUUCGCAGCGCUCUCGAAGGCGCCCACACCGUGUUUGCCAUGACGCGCACCAUCUACGAUGACCAGUCCAAGGAAAGAGAGGUCCGCCAAGGGAAGGCCAUUGCUGACGCUGCAGUCGCUGCGGGCGCGCAGUACAUCAUUUUCAGCUCCGAGUGCCACGCCGAAACCGUCUCUGGCGGGAAGUACCCCGUCGGCUCCUACGACUCCAAAGCAGAGGUUGAGGACUAUAUUCGCACCCUGCCCAUCAAAAGCGCCUUCUUCGCCCCGGCAACCUUCAUGCAAAACCUCAGUGGUAUGAUGGCCCCGCGCCCCGUCGGUGACGGGACGUACGCCAUUGCCAACUUUUUCGCUGGAACUGCCUUGUUCCCCUGGAUCGACGUUGUCGAGGACACUGGAAAGUUCGUCGGCGCCAUCUUGGCCAACCCUGACAAGUACAGCGGCCAAGUUCUCUAUGCCGCCUCGUGCAUUCACUCACUCGACGAGGUUGCGAAGCUAAUCAGCGAGAGAACCGGCAAGACGGUCAAGUACACCGUCAUGCCUGAGGAGAAGUACCGCAGCUAUCUGCCUCCUGCCGCCGCCGACACCAUCGUCAACAUGUUCUUGUACAUCCAGGAUUUCGGUUACUAUGGCCCUGAGACUGCGGAACGGGUCAAGUGGUCUGCAGAGCAGGCGCUGGGUAAGCUGACAACGCUGGAGGACUUUAUCUCCAGGGCCGUGAAGCUUGCAUGAGACAAUCCAUUGGCCCGAGGAGGGGGCUUGGGGUAAGGGUAUCAACUUUGCAAUGUAGGAAGUUGGGCUCAAAACACAACUUAGGUAGCUCGUCAAUUUGAAGUUCUGGCCGUUUUGAGAUUUGCG